Molecule: messenger RNA, 600 nt
Organism: Coregonus sp. 'balchen'
Lineage: Eukaryota; Metazoa; Chordata; Actinopteri; Salmoniformes; Salmonidae
Source: the annotation of a GenBank genome assembly
AUGAUCCCCUUCCCUCUAGGUGAGCUGGACCCGAACGUGGUGAACAGCCAGGCUGUCCAGCUGGACUAUAUCAACUCCUCCUACACGCGGGGGCACCUCAACCCCAGCCUUCACCACCGGACCUACGAGGACCGCUCGUCCACCUUCACCCUGACCAACGUGGUCCCUCAGAAGGUCGGCUCCAACGACGGGCCCUGGGCGACACUGGAGAAACAGGUCAACCAAACUCUGGGGUCCUACUGCCUCGGUGUGGCCUAUGUUGUGACAGGGGUUAUUCCCUACCAGGACAACAAGCACUGGAUCAAGGGUCAUCGAGUGGCGGUGCCGGAGUACCUGUGGUCAGCCUACUGCUGCCCUAAGUACAACGAGAGUCUACUUAACAAGGUUCAUCUUAGCAAGGUUUUCCCCACGUAUGCUGCUAUUGGACGCAACGACCCUAACAGCACAGAAGAGAUUGUGCCCAUUGUCAAAAGCAGUCACAAAAAGUUCUGGGGUUACGAUGUAAGGCGUAUGCCUCUGGAUACGUUGGAGAUGUACCUGAAGGAGCGAUUGGGGACCGUCAUCAGUGUGUUCUAUGAAAAAUGCUCUGGUUUACGAUGA